Molecule: messenger RNA, 4370 nt
Organism: Daucus carota subsp. sativus
Lineage: Eukaryota; Viridiplantae; Streptophyta; Magnoliopsida; Apiales; Apiaceae
Product: ABC transporter B family member 21
Exons: 13
Coding region: 336-4199 (1287 amino acids)
Biological process (GO): transmembrane transport
Cellular component (GO): membrane
Molecular function (GO): ABC-type oligopeptide transporter activity; ATP hydrolysis activity; ATP binding
Source: RefSeq, a predicted model, not a curated record
CAUUUUAAUUAUGGGUUUUGAAAUUAAUCACUAUUUAUUUGAUGGGCUUUUCUUGAAAUUUCAUAAAGUUGAGUUCUUGAUAUUCAAGAUUUUGAUGCCAUUUUCACAUUUUUAGAUUUUGAGGGUUUUAUGAUAUUAAAAUGAUGUGGGGAGUGUUUAUUUGGCAAAAGUUGAGUAUUGACAGUACUGAAGGGAUGGCAUGUAUAGACAGUUCAACCAGAAGAGGAAAAGUUAAGGAACAUUAAAAACUGACACAUAGGUGUAAAGUUGUGGGUGUUUUUUAAUGUUGUGAUUGAGGCAGUUGAAAUCCAGCUAGUGAUUAGAGAAUUUGUAUCAUGGCCGCGAUGAAAGGCCUAAAUGGUGGUAGCACAGAGUUAUGUAUAGCCCCUACAUCAGGAGUUCGGAAUCUGGAAAAUGAGGCGGGAAACAGUAAUGAAGAUCAAAAGAAGGCGCCCGAGGUUAUCAAGGUUGUCCCGUUUAACAAGCUCUUCUCAUUUGCCGAUUCUAUGGAUGUUAUCUUGAUGAUCGUUGGUACCGUAGGAUCGGUUGCUAAUGGAUUAUGUAUGCCUCUUAUGAGCGUUCUUAUUGGUGAAUUAACUGAUGCUUUUGGACAAAAUCAAAACAAUAAUGAGGUGGUAGAUAAAGUUUCCCAGGUAUCAUUAAAAUUUGUCUAUCUGGCGGCGGGGGCUGGGAUAGCAUCAUUUUUGCAGGUGGCUUGCUGGAUGGUUACAGGGGAGAGACAGGCUGCUCGGAUAAGGAGUUUAUAUCUUAAGACUAUAUUAAGACAAGAUGUCAGCUUCUUUGAUGUGGAAACAAAUACCGGAGAAGUUGUGGGAAGGAUGUCUGGUGACACUGUCCUCAUACAAGAUGCAAUGGGCGAGAAGGUUGGGAAAUUUACACAGCUGGUGGCAACAUUUAUUGCAGGCUUUGCAGUAGCCUUCUUCAAAGGAUGGCUUCUUACACUUGUCAUGUUAAGUUCUAUACCGCCUCUCGUCAUAGCAGGUGGAAUGAUGUCCCUUUUGAUUUCCAAAAUGUCUUCACGUGGGCAAGAAGCUUAUGCAAAAGCUGCAAUUGUUGUUGAACAAACAAUUGGUUCAAUCAGAACGGUUGCAUCUUUCACCGGGGAAAAACAGGCCGUGGCAGAUUAUGCCAAAUCUCUUAUUAAUGCUUAUAAAUCAGGCGUUGGUGAAGGCGUGGCUACUGGAUUCGGGUUUGGAACAUUGUUCUCUGUUUUGUUCUACAGUUAUGCAUUGGCUGUUUGGUUUGGUGCAAAGAUGAUCCUGGAAAAAGGUUACACUGGGGGUGAUGUGCUCAAUGUUAUUGUUGCCGUGUUGACAGGGUCCAUGUCUCUAGGACAGGCUUCUCCAUGCCUGAGUGCGUUUGCAGCAGGUCGAGCUGCUGCUUACAAAAUGUUUGAAACUAUAAACAGGAAGCCAGAAAUAGAUGCAUAUGAUACCCGAGGAAAGAAAUUGGAAGAUAUUCAGGGGAAUAUUGAUUUAAGAGAUGUGUACUUCAGUUAUCCAGCCCGCCCAGAUGAGCAAAUAUUCAAUGGAUUCUCUCUUUCCAUUCCAAGUGGCACAACUGCAGCUUUGGUUGGACAAAGUGGAAGCGGAAAGUCAACAGUGAUUAGUCUAAUCGAGAGGUUUUAUGAUCCACAAGCGGGUGAAGUCCUUAUAGAUGGAACAAACCUUAAGGAGUUUCAGCUAAAAUGGAUUAGAGAGAGAAUUGGGCUUGUCAGUCAAGAACCUGUCCUUUUUGCAUCCAGCAUUAAGGAUAAUAUUGCUUAUGGAAAGGAUGGGGCAACUAUGGAGGAGAUCAGAGCAGCAACUGAGCUUGCAAAUGCUGCUAGAUUCAUUGAUAAACUACCUCAGGGACUGGAUACCAUGGUCGGUGAACAUGGAACCCAGCUUUCUGGUGGACAAAAGCAAAGAGUUGCUAUUGCAAGAGCAAUUUUGAAAAACCCACGAAUUCUACUUUUAGACGAAGCAACUAGUGCACUUGAUGCAGAAUCCGAGAGAAUUGUUCAGGAGGCACUAGAUAGGAUAAUGGUUAAUAGAACCACUGUCAUUGUGGCACAUCGCUUGAGCACAGUCAGGAAUGCUAAUAUGAUUGCAGUGAUUCAUCGUGGAAAGAUGGUCGAAAAAGGUUCACAUUCUGAACUACUUGAAGAUCCUGAAGGUGCAUACUCCCAGCUAAUAAGAUUGCAAGAGAUAAAUACUGAAGGUGCCGGGGGCAAAGACAAGUCAGAAACUAGUGCAGAUGGUAGAUCAUUGAGUCAAAGAAUGUCAAGCCAGAGAUCAAUAAGUCGGGACUCAGCAGGUCUAGGAAAUAGCAGCCGACGUUCACUUUCUGUUUCAUUCAAUCUACACACUGGACCUAGCUUUACUGAGGUUACAUUGGCAGAACCUGAAAGCCCUAGCGGGAAAGCAUUAGAACAGGCUCAAAAGGUCCCAUUGCGUCGACUUAUGUAUCUCAACAAACCUGAGUUACCAAUCCUAGUUGUUGGAUCUAUAGCUGCAAUCCUGAAUGGUGUCAUACUUCCGAUUUUCGGUAUAGUACUAGCUAGCAUGAUCAAGAUAUUUUAUGAACCACCUCAUGAACUGAGAAAGGAUUCGAAAUUCUGGGCGCUAAUGUUUGUAGUCCUUGGUUUAGCUACAUUUAUUGCUUAUCCAUCACAGACUUACUUUUUUUCGGUGGCUGGUUGUAAGCUGAUAAGACGGAUUAGACACAUGUGCUUUGAAAAAGUUGUAACUAUGGAGGUAGGUUGGUUUGACAAGCCUGAAAACUCGAGUGGGGCUAUUGGUGCAAGGCUCUCUGCUGACGCUGCCAGUGUGCGUGCUUUAGUUGGAGAUACACUUGCACAGGUGGUUCAAAAUGGAGCAUCGGCAGUGGCUGGCCUGGUCAUUGCUUUUGCAGCAUGUUGGCAAUUGGCUUUUAUUGUUCUUGCUAUGCUGCCAUUAAUAGGACUCAAUGGAUAUGUUCAAAUGAAAUUCAUGACAGGAUUCAGUGCAGAUGCAAAGUUGAUGUAUGAAGAAGCUAGCCAAGUUGCGAAUGAUGCAGUUGGAAGUAUAAGAACAGUUGCUUCUUUUUGUGCUGAAGAGAAAGUGAUGGAGUUGUACAAACAGAAAUGCGAGGGUCCUAUGAGGACGGGAAUCAGGCAAGGACUGAUAAGUGGGAUCGGGUUCGGGGUGUCUUUCACCUUACUAUUCUGCGUCUAUGCUACAUGUUUUUAUGCUGGAGCACAGCUAGUUGAUAGUGGAAAGACCACAUUUAAUGAAGUUUUUCGUGUUUUCUUUGCAUUGACCAUGGCAUCUGUGGGAGUUUCUCAAUCAAGUUCGUUGACACCAAAUUCAAGCAAAGCCAAGAGCGCUACCGCUUCUAUCUUUGCAAUCCUAGAUCGGAAGUCAGAGAUAGAUCCAACUAAUGAGUCUGGCGAAACUUUAGAAAAUGCGAGAGGAGAAAUAGAGUUACGUCAUGUGAGCUUCAAGUACCCAACUAGACCAGAUGUUCAGAUCUUCCGAGACCUCAACUUGACAUUACGAAGUGGCAAGACAGUUGCCCUGGUUGGAGAAAGUGGAAGCGGAAAAUCAACUGUAAUAGCAUUAUUGGAAAGGUUUUAUGAUCCUGAUUCAGGUCAUAUCACCCUUGAUGGAGUUGAGAUACAAAAACUCCAAUUGAAGUGGCUCAGGCAGCAGAUGGGUCUUGUAAGCCAAGAACCAGCCUUAUUUAAUGACACAAUUCGAGCAAACAUUGCAUAUGGAAAGGAAGGUGGCGCAACUGAGGCAGAGAUUAUAGCUGCAGCUGAAAUGGCAAAUGCUCACAAGUUCAUCAGCGGUUUGGCGCAGGGAUACGACACUAUAGUUGGGGAGAGAGGAACACAGUUGUCAGGCGGACAGAAACAGCGUGUGGCCAUUGCGCGUGCCAUAGUAAAAAGUCCGAAGAUACUACUGUUAGACGAAGCUACAAGUGCUCUAGAUGCUGAAUCCGAAAGAGUUGUUCAAGAUGCAUUAGACCAUGUGAUGGUUAACCGGACUACAGUUGUCGUUGCUCAUCGACUGUCAACAAUAAAAAACGCAGACGUAAUUGCAGUGGUGAAGAAUGGAGUGAUUGCAGAGAAGGGAAAACAUGAGGCAUUGAUCAAUAUCAAUGAUGGAGUUUAUGCUUCCUUAGUUGCACUCCACAUGAGUGCAGGAAAGUAGGAUCAUGUUCAAGUCCUUUGUUUCAUGCAUUCUGUAAUUUGUAAGUUAUAGUAGUAGUAAUGGCAAUCAUAACUAUUUUCCAUUGUUAAAUGUAAUGGGAAAGAAACUAUGGUGCGACGAUAUGUUAAAAGAUUGAUCUUUCUUUUUAAGGAGUUAAAAAAUUGACCUUAA